AUGAACGAUUUUGUCAACGCCAACAACUGGUACGUGCCGCCGUCGCCCGGCCCUAAUGCAACGCCUAGUUCGGGGUUGCCUACCAACAUGGAAAUAACAUCGCCAGUUAGCACUGAUGAGUAUGAAAUCAGUGAUAUAGAGCCCGCUGUAGGGAGGGGCAAGGGCAAGGUUGCAGAUGAUGAGGGGCCGAAGAAUUAUAGUCCGCAGGAGACAUUGUGGUUGGCCAAGAACUUCAUCGACGUCUCCGAGGAUCCUAUCAUUGGCAACCAGCAGAGCGGCAAAGUGUUCUGGGAGCGGAUUGCGGAGAAGUACAACGCUGGUCGUCCUAGAGGGUCGUUCGAGCGUAGCUACGUGAAGCUACGCAAGCAUUGGAGUCGGGUCCAGAAGGAGAUGAACAAGUGGAAUGGCAAGUGGACCAACGUAAUCCGGAUGUGGCCGAGUGGGCACAGCGAGCUGGACCUCGUGGAGAAGGCCAGGGCGGAGUUCUUCAAGUACUUCGACGUUUGGAAGAUUGUUGAGAAGAGCCCGAAGUAUACAGAUGACGACGUCUUCCUCUCAUCCCCUAGCACUCAAAGCCGUCCGAUGGGAACAACGAUGGCAAAGAGGAAAGCGAAGGGGAAGGCAACUGCGAGCUACUCCGCUAUGCCUCCACCACUGCCCAAUCAGUCUUUGGAUAAGAUCUCCGACUCUAUGUCGGAGAUGAGUAUUACCUGGCGGAUGAGCCAGCUGACGGAGUUGACAUCGAGGAAUACCUCGACAAUGUCGGAGUUCGAUCUCGAAUUGCACCAUGAGAUGAUCGUCUACCUUCGCACACAAAUGAAGAAGUAG
This is a messenger RNA of Salvia splendens (bonfire salvia), 828 nucleotides long. RefSeq names its product glutathione S-transferase T3-like. Bases 1 to 828 code for a protein of 275 amino acids. NCBI's taxonomy places the organism in Eukaryota, Viridiplantae, Streptophyta, Magnoliopsida, Lamiales, Lamiaceae. The transcript has 2 exons. The record is from RefSeq and is a predicted model, not a curated record.